GAGCGCGCGCGCCCGGAGACUCCGGGAGCGCACAGAUCAAGAGCUCAGUUCCAUCCAGCCCUGAUCUGUGGCUGUUCCUUACGCGUUGGAACAAGUGUCCGCGGCUUUUGUGCGGGAUUCACGGAUUCACUGUGCGGGGAUGAAGCACGUACGGACUCACGCGCGCGCGUCCAUGGAAUAACACGAUCGCUGUAACCUUCGGCAGAUUGCAUUGGAUUUGAGGCGAUGAUGGAUUCAUUUUGCGCGCACUUUCUACUGUCGGAGUGAAGACGCGCGUCUGUGUGUGUGUGUGUGUGUGUGUGUGUGUGUGUGUGUGUGUGUGUGUGUGUGUGUGUGUGUGAAAAGUGGAUCAUGAGCUGCACUCCGGCGUCUGUGUGUUUCUGCACGUUUUCUAACAGAUCUGAGCGCUCUGCGGUCAUGAGAAGAGCAGACGGUGUGGAUUAGACUAUUUUCAUUCCCCGACUUUUUUUUUUUUUUUUUUUUUUUGGACGUCGUCACUUUCCUUUCUCUCUCCAUGUGGGAUCUAACACGGCUUCUCCUCGGUGGCCUGGAAUGAAAUGAUGGCGACACGUCAGGGUGAUGAUGGGGAACGUGCAGCCACACCGCCGGCACGUGAGUGUAAGAAGGAUGGUCCGAGUGAGCUGUCCCCUGUGUCCCCCGUGUCCCCCGUGUCCCUCGUGUCCUCCGCACCUGUGGAGCAGCUCUUCUCCUGGCCAGGACCUAAAACUCUGCACCUACACCGAACCUCACAGGGCUUCGGCUUCACGCUGCGUCACUUCAUCGUCUACCCUCCUGAGUCUGCUGUACACUCCUCAUUUACGGAUGAAGACAAUGGAAGUCGAGGGAGGCCGCGGUGUCGUCUCGAGCCGAUGGACACUAUCUUUGUGAAACAGGUGAAGGAGGGAGGCUCCGCCCACCAAGCCGGGCUUUGCACAGGUGAUCGUAUAGUGAAAGUGAACGGUGAGAGCAUCAUCGGGAAAACAUACUCACAAGUCAUAGCACUCAUACAGGACAGUGACACGUCUCUGGAGCUCUGUGUGAUGCCUAAAGAUGAAGAUAUAUUGCAGUUGUUCUCCCGGGACAUCACAGCUCUGGCCUAUUCCAAAGAUGCAUAUCUUAAAGGGAAUGAAGCAUAUAGUGGAAAUGCGCAAAACAUCCCAGAACCUCCUCCUAUCUGCUACCCUCGGAUAGAGACUAAGACGUCAGGGAUGACACAUACCGAUGAGCCUUCUACUCCCGCGGGAGCCCAUGGAGUGUUGUCCCAAGGGGCGGAGCCAAGCUCUGAUACGAUCUAUUCUGUGGAAGUCCCUACUACACAGUUGUCUCCAUCUUCUCCUCAUCCACAUGUCUCCAAACUCCAGACUGUCACAUGCAUAUACGAUGAAACUGUACACGUUGCAGGGGCAGAGGUUUCUGAUUCUCCGGACCGUUCUCCUCACCUGCAUGGCACAAGCAAUAAUCUCAGGUUUCAGGAGACAAAAAACACACCUCUUUGUACCUCAUCUCUGGAAAACAUUUCCUCGGUUCGUCCGCGAUCCCAAACCACGCCUUGUCCUUCUUCUGGCAGAGGGACACAGUUUCACUACACACCAAAAAGACCAUCAGAAUCACCGGGAUUCUCCACACACAUUCCUCCGUUUCAUCCUGGCUCCACAUCCACGCCGUCUGGCAGACAUGCCAUGGGCCAUUUCACAAACUCUCCUACAGCAAUUGCAUCAUCUCCCUGCUCCCCAAUGCACCAGAACAUUGACUGGAGAAAUUACACCACCUACAAGGAGUACAUUGACAACAAGCGCCUUUAUACCUAUAGUAGCAGGACCAUACAAGAAAGACUGGACAGCCUGCGAGCUGCAAGCCAAACUAAUAAAGCAAACAUGAGUACAGAGGGCAUGAAUGGAUCCCAGCCAAGGCAGAGGAGCAUGUGCCAUGAGCGAGGUUCUGCGAAUGCUGGAGUCCAGUCUCUAUGCAGCAAGUCUCAGGAAAGACUGGAAGUAAAGGAACGAGUAACCUCAAGAAACUGGCAUCGGAGUGCAUCACAGGAUGCGAUUCCUUUAUCCUCAAAGAGCACAUACAAACCUCGGGCAAGAUCUUGCGACUACCUGGGCAGACAAGCUGAGGGCAGGGUGUCAUUGAUAGACAGGAGGGUUUAUGGAAGGACAGAGACGGAGGAAAAGGCACUUAACUGCACUGGAGAGGAGACAAAAGACUGCAGGCAGUCACUCUCGUUAGGCAAAGGGGCACAGACUCAAAGGAACAUGGUAGCUGGAUAUGGCAGUUUCCCAGGACUCAAUGCUAAAAGUAAAGGUACAGAUCCAGUUCUAAGCUCCAGAGCAGAGAGUCUGGAUAAUGCUGCUGCUUCUACGUCAGGGCUUUCCAUUCAGACCUCCAGACUGGACGACUCCUACGUAGCCAAGGCUCUCGCUUCCUUAAACACGGGUGUUACCACAACUUUGGUGACCACAAAAAAACAAAGAACCGACCUUAUGCCAAAUCACAUGUCUCCCGUACGACAGCAUGAAGGCCAUUUGGAGCCCACGGGUUCCAUUCCUCGCCCUGACCAGUCCAAAUGUCAAAGGACUCAGCAGGAAGGGGCUUCAGUAGCCACUAAUGGCUCGGUUGUAGAAGGUCUCGAAGGCGCUGAGGCCACAGUGGUGGUGGUGAGGAGGGAUAAAACAAAAAAGUCAGGUCCUUCACAGUCAGGUCCUCUCAGACACCCGUCCUACAUCCAGGCUGUGAAUGAUGGAGCAGGAAGAGUGGAGAAUAUCACAAAGAAGUGCUGGGGGUCCAGAAAUGCUGUGCAAGACGGAUUCACACACUGGUUCGGAGAGGAAUACAAACCUUCAGGAUCCGGCCAACUGCACGAGUCCCUCGACUCUAUCCCCUUCAUCGAUGAGCCGUCCAGCCCCAGCACUGACUUCGAUGACACGCAGUUCCCUGUUUGCACCGUCGUCUCGGCUGUUCCUCCGAGUCCCACCUCCUCCUCUGCCAUUUUUCACCGCCAGCUCUCUCACGGUCAAGACUCCAUGCGGUUCACAGUUCAAGAUUCUGAUUCUGGCACUAAAACUGAGCGUUCCAAGUCCUGCGAUGAGGGACUGGACACCUACAGGGACAAAGGACAAGGGACACUGAUAAAGAACAUCGGUCUGAGGGGACUUAGGAAGACUGUGGAUCAGUCCUCAGAAGAUUCUGGCUCUAGGAGAAACUCUUUAUCUGACGUCUUUGUUAACACUACUAAGGAGGGAGUCCUGCACUUCCGCCAGUUCAGUUCAGACAAGGGCAAGCGUGUAGGCGGAGGCAUGCGGCCGUGGAAGCAGUUGUAUGCUGUUCUCCGUGGCCACUCCCUCUAUCUAUAUAAGGACAAGAAGGAGGGGCAAACACCAAACUCGCACACGGAGGAGGAGCCUUUAUCCAUUAGCAUUAAGGCUUGUCUGAUCGACAUCUCCUACAGCGACACCAAGAGGAAGAACGUGCUGAGGUUGACCACGUCGGACUGUGAGUACCUGUUCCAGGCAGAGGACAGAGAGGACAUGCUCGCCUGGAUACGCGCCAUUCAGGAGAACAGCAACCUGGAUGAAGAGAACGCUCUGAUUACCAGCACAGACCUCAUCAACCGCAAAAUUAAGGAGUACAACACACUGAUGAGUCCAACCAGCAGUAAGACGGAGCCAUCCCCGAGGUCGUCUCGUCAGUCUCUGAGUAUCAGACACACUCUACUGGGAGGAAACAAAACCCCGAGUCCUCACUCCACCCACAAGGAGCAGGAGAGGAGGCUCAUACACAGAGAUGAAGCGAGUCCACCGAAGGAGAAGGGACUGCGGAGGAAAGGGAUCCCGGGGCUGAUGAGGAAGACGUUUGAGAAGAAGGUUGUUCCUGGAGUCACUUUUGGUGUGAGACUGGACGACUGUCCUCCUGCUCACACAAACAGAUUUGUACCCCUGAUUGUAGAGGUGUGCUGUAAGCUGGUGGAGGAGAGGGGGUUGGAGUACACAGGGAUUUACAGAGUCCCGGGGAACAACGCUGCCAUCUCCAGCAUGCAGGAGGAACUGAACAGAGGAGUGGGACAGAUCGACGUUCAGGAGGAUAAAUGGAAGGACCUCAAUGUGAUCAGCAGUUUAUUAAAAUCUUUUUUCCGGAAGCUUCCUGAUCCUCUCUUUACCAACGAGAAAUAUGCUGACUUUAUUGAUGCAAACAGAACCGAGGACCCAGUGGAGAGGCUGAAAGUACUGAAGAAGCUGCUUCAUGAGUUGCCUGAUCAUCACUAUGAGACCCUGAAGUUCCUCUCAGCUCACUUGAAAACUGUGGCUGAAAACUCUGAGAAGAACAAAAUGGAGCCACGGAACCUGGCCAUCGUGUUCGGUCCCACGCUGGUACGAACAUCUGAGGACAACAUGACACACAUGGUCACACACAUGCCUGAUCAGUACAAGAUUGUGGAGACACUCAUUCAACAUUACGACUGGUUCUUCACUGAUGAGGGAGAAGAAGAACCAGAGACGAUGGUGCAGACAGAGAGCGCCGUGGAGACGCAGCCCGUUCCCAACAUUGACCACUUGCUCACCAACAUCGGCCGCACCGGCGUCUCUCCUGGAGAAGUUUCAGAUUCACCCACUAGUGAUUCUGCCAAAUCGAAGGGUUCGUGGGGGUCUGGGAAGGACCAGUACAGUCACGAACUGGUCUCCUCCAUCUUUGCUGCAGCUAACCGUAAACGUAAGAAGGCCAAAGAGAAGCUGCAUGUUAGCAGCUCCGAUGAUGACCUGGAUGCUGUUUUUUUUGAGAGUGAGCUGCAGAACCAUAAACAAAAAGAGAACAAUUUAACAGGAGUCAAUGGGAAAGAACCUGAGAUAAUACCAAAGUGGCACAAAGAGCAUAGGAACUCAUUCUUCUUGAAGAAACCACAUCCCAUUAAGUUCUCUGAAUCUCAAAAAUAUUCUACAUUGCCCAAUCUCCGCCUCCGGACUCCAGCUCCUUCCAAAAGCUCUAUAUCUGAAUCACCUUCUCAGGUGGAGGACCUUGGUGCUUUGAACCCAGGAACAUCUGGAUCUAGACAUCGCUUGAGAAUUUGGGACGCAUCAGCUUCCUCUGCCACGGAUAUAACUCCAUCCAGUGCUGUUGGCGGAUCGGCCACGGCAGAAGUGAGCUCUAUUACUUCAGAUUACUCCACCACCUCCUCUUUGACGUUCUUGACUGGGGUGGAUUCAAGCAUGCUCAGUGCAGAUUUGCAGAGCCGGGGCGGAGACGAGGCAGAUGACGAGCGCAGUGAGCAGAUCAGUGAGGGACGACAGAUGGAGACGGACAGCGAGACAGAGUUUCCUGUUUUCAUCAGAGGUGCUACGACUCCUGUUACUCUGUCUAAAAUCAUUCCUAGAAGGUCAGAGUGUACUACCAUUCAAAAGUCUUUACACCGCUACAUCCUGCCUUCACAAAGGCUAACCACAUUCAAGAGGCGGUCCUUGCACCAGAAGACAGACAGUGAAUCAUCAUUAGAAGCUGGAGCCAGCCGAGAGGGAGAGAGGAUGAGCCGGAGUGAGCCGAGCCGACUAUCUCGUGUUCUGGAAGCAGUGAAAAAAGGUCGUUCUGCGGGAAGCCUCAACUCCACCUCUUCCUCCUCGCACAACCAGACAGAACCAACAAAGCGCCCCAGUAUCACUGAGAGGCUGAAGUCCCACUUCCGCUUGUCUGCAGAUGAUAUGUUUGGAAUCGGAGGGCACAAAAAUAGCAAGAAGAAAGAAAAAAGAGUCCGUCGGAGACACACUGUGGGUGGACAGCGGGACUUCGGCGAACUCGCUGUAAUUAACGACUGGCGUGAACAGGGUGGUGCCGAGAAGGGGGCGGAGCUUUCAGACACAGACCAGCUCAAACUUCAAAUCACUAGAGAUGUUUCCAUUCGGGACUGGAUUAAACGUGACCGCUGGCAUUCUAGUACCUUGCGGGAUGGUUCACAAGGGUCAAAGGUCAUGACUGGAACUGGCGAGGGUUCGAGUUGUCCUGCUUCUUCACUGACUUUUCAGUCUAAUAUGGAUCAGUUGAAUGGGGGUCAACCAAAGUGCAAAGGCAAAGCCAACCUGAACUCGGGCUCUGACGCUCACCCGCAUAAACUGUCCGGGGCUCAAGUCGUGCGCUCGCAGUUCUACCAAUGUUUAUAAAAAUGUCUGCAUAAUGUGUGUGUGUGUGUGUGCGUCUGUAUGUGUGUGUGUUUGUGUGUAUAAAACAAAUGAGAGUGAAUGAACGAACAAACAAAUUGAUUAAUGUUCAUAGAGGUACUGCACAAUAUUUUGUAUCCUUUUAAUCCCUUCUCCUCUUUUUAACAAAGUAUAUAUAAAUAUAUACUGUAUAUAAAAUUUAAAUUGUAUAUAUCUAUAUGUGUAUAGGCUCAUAAAAGGACUAACUGGAAUUAAAUGUAUCAGAUUUAAAUUGUAAUCUCGAUUCUAUGGAUCAAAUCCCUCCUGUAGUUUGUUCACCAAGACGUGUUUGCUGUCAGACGUUUGCAACAGUUCUAAUGGAGCUAAUGAAGUGUGUGAAGUCGAAAUCGACACACUGUGAGUGCAAGCGGCUUCAGAGACAUUAUAUUUUCUAUAGAUGAGCAAUAGAAAUAAUCCUUCAGUCCUGUAGGAAAGGAGUAUUAAGUCACUCCAGGAAGCUCGCUCGUUUUUUCCUACAUAAAAUAAAUCUGAUUUUAAAAUAGGGGGGCACGAUGGCUUAGUGGUUAGCAUGUUCACCUCACACCUCCAGGGUUGGGGGUUCGAUUCCCGCCAUUUGCAUGUUCUCCCCGUGCCUCGGGGGUUUCCUCCGGGUACUCCGGUUUCCUCCCCCGGUCCAAAAGCAUGCAUGGUAGGUUGAUUGGAAUCUCUGGAAAAUUGUCCUGAGUGUGUGAGUGAAUGAGAGUGUGUGUGUGUGCCCUGUGAUGGGUUGGCACUCCGUCCAGGGUGUAUCCUGCCUCGAUACACACUUUUUAUAAGAAAGUGUCAGAGAUUUUCCUGAUGGAUUUUUUAGGGAAGUUACUGGAAUGAUUAGUUCCCAUCACGGGAACAUCAGGCAUACAGUACAUUAUGCAUAUUAUGGCUAUGUGACCUGUCAGAGAUCGCCUGCAACAACAAGCACUUAUAAUGAGAGACAGUGAGGUGUGUGUAGUACACAAUAUUUUGUGUGAUGAGCAUGUAUAGAGAAACCACGUGUCCCGUGUCACUGACUGAACCGGUGGGGAAAGCUAGUUAAGAAAAAUGCUAGUUGUUCAAUAUGGGAUCCCAUAAAGAUCCAUUCUGAGGAUUAAAUCAUGUCCCACUGUGUCAUCACACACAUCAGGGCAUCUGUAGAUGACUUCCAUGCAUGGAAGAUAUGUGGAUAUAUACUUUUUAAGACCAAUAAAAUUGGACCCUCUAUUGGACGUCUCUAUUCAGCACAUAUGUCUUUUUUAAUUACUUUUCAGAGCGCCUCCAGUCGAAUCCAUUCCACUUGGGGAAAUGCCCUAAUAAAUUAAACUCCAUUCCGCGUUUUACCUACAACAUUGACCACGCUCCUGCUUCCUGAAAUCUAUGGGCGUCUGAACCAUUAUAUGUGGGUGGGACAGGACACACCCACGUUUUAUUUGCUUCCGACGCCCAUGCUUCCAUGACUUGUUGGCUAUAUGUUCCAUGAUGCUCCAGUGCGACAAGAAAAACAGAAAGAAACAAACGUCCCACAAACACAUCUUGGUGGAUGGCCUACAUUUGUGGUAAAGGUGAAAUGGUUUACAUUUGUUUGUUUUUUUUGCUGAAAUGUUAGAAGACUGAAAGGAUUUUGUGGUGUUUUCUCCUGAAUAUGAAGUAACAUUAAGUCACUCUUCAAUGCUAUCGUAAUACCAAAUUUCUUAUUAGAAGGCAUGUUUUCAACCCUCCAGGCUGUACACAGCUUGUUCUAAUAGAGUAUUAAUGGUAGAAGUGCUAAUCCAGCAAUACCGUUGUUAGCAUCGAUCUCUGUUUGAAAGUAAAUCGAAAUGUUGUGUUGUGGUGACGGUAAAGGAUUAUACAAGGAAACAAUAAAGCACUAAAUGAUGGCAACACUAACCUACGUUCAUGCUAGCAAGUUACCAGCUCUCCUAGCUUGUCAACAGUGGGCGUGGCUUGUCUGGCAUUCUCUUUUUUUCUUCAAUUCUGAUGAAAAACGUUUUUAGCUAUAUAUUCUUAGCUUCUACACCUGACAAUUUAUAUAACAUGUUAAUCAUCGUGAAAGCCAGUAGCAUCUCUUUAGUGUUGCACUCAUGUCCUUAACAGAUUACAUUAGCACAGCGAGCGAAAGCCCUAUUCGGACGGGAUUAGUUUUACGUGGGGACGUGGAGUAAUGCAAUUUUACCUCAGGACGUCUGUAAUAUUAAUUGGCAAAUUCGCACGGGACAAGACAUCUCAGUAAAACUAGCAGAAGUGGGAGGGGUAACUUGCUUUACGCACCACAGUAACCUCCUUGUCGUCAUGUGCGUAUGACGUUGCUUCCUGUUUCAAGCGCCUCCGUGCUUGCAAAACGUGCCAAAAACUACUUUUAAACAGGGAAUGACGGAAUUUUACCGUACAUAUUUACAGUGGGUCUAUUCGGACGGGAUUAGUAUUACCUGAGGUCAUUUUUCCGGACCUUUUUUACAGAAGGUAAAAGUCGCCGAAAUCUUUACUGACAUUGAUUACCGAGAUGGCGCAUUCGGACGGGACUAAAAUCACAGAGAAGCUCUGGUAAUAAUUACUUUACUCCCACGUAAAACUAAUCCCGUCCGAAUAGGGCUUAAGUCUACAAGCACUCAUUCAGGUCAACAACAACUUCUGCUAUGUCCUUUUUUUUGCUUUUUAGCUUCUCCGUAAACAUUUACCAUGAGGACAUACGGCACCACAGAAGAAACGUAAAGAAACGUGACAUCACACGCGCCACGGGAUUGAUCCAAGGACUCUGAGAAGAGUGCUUUCGAUUGACUUUACAUUGGACUGAUGCUCAUAUCUAAUUCGCAUAGAUGAUUUUACUGGUCACUUCUGUGUAUUUGCGUACGAUCGCCGUCGCUUGCUAGCGUGAAUGUAGGCUGAUGGAACAAGCUAGAUUUUUAUAGUGAAAAAAAAAAAACGCUAAAUUAUAUAGUUUUCUGGACCUUAGAUGUUUGUCUAUUAUUCAGAAGGUGAAUGUGUAGUGGGAAGAUUUUUGUUUUUUUUCCAGUGCAAUGAAGCAGCCAGGUGUCACAAAAUGACGACACAAGAAUGAAGUCAAUUUAUAUUUCUAUAUAUAUAUAUAUAUAUAUGUGUGUGUGUGUGUAUAUGUGUGUAUAGAAGUAUAAAAGAGACAGAGCCUUUAUACUUGUACUACAGGAAGUGCUCAGUCUCAUCUGUCUGUAAUGAAGUGCCUCGACAGCUAAUCUCUGGAACAGGAACUUUUCUUGUCGUUGUUGUUGCUCAUGUGUAACGUUGCAAAUUUUUAUCAUACCAUAGUUUUAUCAUAUCAUAGUCUCCAAACGUGAUCGAUGUUUUUGUACGGAACAAUGUGACAGCGAACCAGUGCUUCCAGUCUUAACUCUUCUUUCAGUCUGUUGCUGGUCCAUUUUUUUAUUUUUAUUUUUAUUUUUUUUUUAACAUGCACAUGUGAUGUCGAUGCAUUGAAGUGGAAACGUCUGCCUCCGAGCCAGGACACACUGAGGAAGGUGUGUGUGCAUGUUAUAAACUGAUGCAUGUGUGAUGACCAAAAUGCUAACGAAAAAAAGAGAAGGUUAAAAACACUGGAAAUAAAUUGUCUUUGUUUUUUUGA
Molecule: messenger RNA, 9744 nt
Organism: Tachysurus fulvidraco (yellow catfish)
Lineage: Eukaryota; Metazoa; Chordata; Actinopteri; Siluriformes; Bagridae
Product: rho GTPase-activating protein 21-like
Exons: 26
Coding region: 558-6143 (1861 amino acids)
Biological process (GO): signal transduction
Molecular function (GO): phospholipid binding; protein binding
Source: RefSeq, a predicted model, not a curated record